UAAUCGCAAAUCAGCCAUGUUGCGGUGAAUACGUUCUCGAGUCUUGUACACACCGCCCGUCAAGUCACGAAAGAGUAGUUUAUUAUGUUUCCCGAAAAGGUGAUAAAGAGCGUUCAGAAAACAAAGAAAAGGAACAAUUACAAACUCAAUUAAGUUUUAUUAAAAGAAAGGUUGAUAGCCUCUCCGAUAAUACCAAGAAAAGUCAAUUACACCGCCAAUUAUCUAAUCUGGAAAAUCGGAUAAACCGCCUUUCCGAAAAAAAUAUUAAACCACUACAACAGGAAAUUGAAGCAAUUAAACAGGAAUUAAAGGGAGAAGAUAAACCAAAACCUAAAAUCCCAGAUAAGCCCGACGAUUUCCCGCCUCCACCCAGUAAAAACCCGCCAUCUGAUAAGCCAACUCCCAAACCUAACGAUAAUUCAGAAAAGAAAAAAUUAGCCAAUUUAAUUAAGGCUGAUUUGCAAGAUGCUUUAACUAAUGAUAGCCGAUGA
This is a messenger RNA of Funneliformis geosporum, 491 nucleotides long. The record is from the annotation of a GenBank genome assembly. Lineage: Eukaryota; Fungi; Glomeromycota; Glomeromycetes; Glomerales; Glomeraceae.